Molecule: messenger RNA, 2534 nt
Organism: Papilio xuthus (Asian swallowtail)
Lineage: Eukaryota; Metazoa; Arthropoda; Insecta; Lepidoptera; Papilionidae
Product: leukocyte receptor cluster member 8 homolog
Exons: 5
Coding region: 271-2394 (707 amino acids)
Cellular component (GO): nucleus
Source: RefSeq, a predicted model, not a curated record
CUAUGGUUCUUUUCCAAGUGAGUAUGAUUAUUGAUUUGUGAACACUAAACGUUGUUGAAUUUCGUUGUUAAUGCCAUUAAUUGCUGGCGAUCAUUAAAUUAAGUCCGGAAAUAUUGAAGCCGUUCAUUUAAUCAGUAAGUCGAAGAUUUUGUAGACGUUUUAGAAGUAACGAGUGCGUAGGAUUUGAAGUUUUGGCUGCGACGCCAUUUUGUGAAUGGUACAUUCGCUAUUUUGAAGUACAUGACAUAAUUUUUAUAUUUUGUAUAUAAAAUGUCUGAAAACACGCCCAAAGAGCCCCCCUUACAGAAUAUGGAUAUGUGGAUGUCUAAUCCAAAUAUGUGGAUGUACGGUAUGCAUCCUUCAUACAAUGGAUAUCACGGCGGAAUGUAUCCGCCGUUUUACAACAAUCAGUAUUAUAAUACUAUGCCUCCCAACGGUGGUUUUCAUAACAACGAUCAUCAUCAAGGAAAUUUUGUCCAUCCUAAUAUCUCAAAACCUCCGCCACCCGCACCUCUUCUUGGAAUGUCACCCUUUGACACAAAUCGUCCAUUUUAUUCUCAACCGCCGAUCAGAUUUAAUCUAAACAAUAAUAGAAAAUCAGCACCUAUUCCUCCUAAUGAAAAUCCCCUACUUGUUAACAACAAUGCAAAGAAAAAGCGUAAGAAGGCCAACAAAUCGAAUGAUGAGGCAGAAACAGAUGUAUUACCUCCUCUGCCCGAUCAUCCUCCGCCAUUGCCCCCAUGUCCACCUCCAGAUCUUCCACCUCCUCCUCCUCUUGAUGUACCAUUACCUCCCCCUUUAGCAACAGAAGACAUUCCUGAGCCAUUAGAAGAACAAAUUCAUGUGGAUAAUAAGGAACAGGAAUUAAAUAAAAAUGAACAACAGGAAAAUUCUAUAUUCUUACCAUCCUCCACAAUUUGUCCAACAGCAAAUGGGACAUGGCCUGAAAGUUUAGAGAGGUAUAUUAAAAGAUGUUACGAAAAAUGUAGAACAACUUUUGACCGUGAUCAAAUUGACAUAUGCUUAAAGGGACGUAUUACAGCAGCCGCAAAUAAAGAUGAAAUAUGGACCAGAAAUUGGGAUGAGGAACCAAUUCCCAGUGUCCAUAGUGAACGUAAUAAUUUGUCAGUGAAGCCCGUUAAGGGCUCAUUGUCUUUAUAUCAAAAAUCAGAGAGCCUUUCAGAUAGUAAGCCCAAGUCAGGUCCAACAAGCAGAGGUUACAGUGCACAUAAAAGCCCACAGCAAAGACGCCGACGUCACUCGAGAAGCAGAUCUAAAUCUAAAAGUCCAAAGAAACAUAUGAGUACGUCUUCACCAUCCAGUGAUGAAUUUGAGGAUAAGAAAAUUUUAAAAAAUAAGAAUCGGCAAAAGGUUAAAGAUAGAUUAUCAUUAGAUCAGAAAAAACCAAACAAAUAUAAUAAAAAUGGCAAAAAGAAAAACUUCAACCAAUUUGUUGUUGAGCAUGUACAGGUUAAUGCAGAGAAACUGCAGAAACGUGCAGAAAGAUUUGCAAACACAAAUAUACCUAGUGUUGCUAGCUCUAUACAAAUUAACAACUGUAAAAUGGAUCCUAGCCCAAGAAGGUUAUUCAUUCAAGAUACCGAAGGAGAUUAUGAGCUAAAUAAUGUACACAUUGUAGGUACAUGCUCUGAUAUUGAAAAGUCAUUUUUGAGGUUAACUAAAGCUCCUGAGGCAUGUGAAGUGAGACCUGUUUCUGUUUUGAGAAGUUCACUUAAGAAUGUGAAAGAAAAAUGGAUAGAGAGACAGGAUUACAGAUAUGCUUGCGACCAGCUUAAAUCUAUAAGACAGGAUCUAACAGUUCAAGGUGUGAGAGAUGGUUUUACUGUAGAAGUUUAUGAAACACAUGCAAGGAUAGCAUUGGAGAGAGGUGACCAUGAGGAGUUCAAUCAGUGCCAAACACAAUUGAAAAUGCUGUACACAGAGUUACCAGAUUGCAGAUCCAAUGCUGCUGAAUUUACUGCUUAUAGGAUAUUAUAUUAUGUAUUUACAAAAAAUACACUAGAUCUAACAACAAUAUUCCAGUUUCUUACAAAAGAAGACAGAGAAAAUGAAUGUAUUAAACAUGCCCUACUUACUCGGUGUGCUUGGGCUACUGGCAAUCUUCAUAAAUUCUUCUUGUUGUAUAAGACAGCUCCCCUGAUGGCAGGCUACCUAAUGGACUGGUUUGUGGAGCGGGAGAGGAAGCAAUACUUGAAGUACAUCAUAAAGUCCUACAGGCAGUCAGUUCCUGUGGACUUCAUUGUUCGAGAGCUGGCGUUUGAGUCAACCUCCAAGGCCUUAAAAUUCUUAAACAAAUUUUCGUUAAUAUACACUGGCAGCAAUCAAACUGAACUGGAUUGCAAAGCCAGCCUACCAGCUAUUGCAAGUAUUUAACAUUUUCUGUUUGUUAGCCCUCCUGUUAUAGUAGCAUGGUGCUGCGCAGUCAUGUAACUGCCUCAUGGUUAGCGGGUAUCAAUAAUCCGGCGUGGCGGCACAACUUCGCUUGUCACUACUUGUCUUGGAUGCAGCAACAA